Styela clava is the source of this 1312-nucleotide messenger RNA. Its product is annotated as large ribosomal subunit protein mL46-like. Gene Ontology annotation, molecular function: structural constituent of ribosome. Lineage: Eukaryota; Metazoa; Chordata; Ascidiacea; Stolidobranchia; Styelidae. The record is from RefSeq and is a predicted model, not a curated record. Gene Ontology annotation, cellular component: mitochondrial large ribosomal subunit.
GCUGAUUAGACAUUGAUACGGAAGUAAAACAGAAAGUUUCCUUACAUUAUGACAUCACCAAGAGUUUUGUGCGCCAUUAUUGCGUAACAAUUUUCUAGGUUACCUUGGUAAUUCACUUUUCCAUAAAAUGAAAAUUGAUCAUAUCGUGUAUAAACCGAUUGGCAAGACGUGAACUCGUCGCGCUCAAGGGAAAGGUAUAUCGUCUAUAUUGCGUAUUCGCAGUUGCACACGCCGUCGAGGUCGUACUGGUACGUAAACAGUAAAAUUAGUAGUCGCGUGUUGUUUUAUGCAAACAAAUGGCCGCGCUACGAUCCUUCCAGAGGGUGAUAUUUUCCGCUGUCAGGAAUCGACAAAACUUACUAUCUUCUGAUAAUGCUUCGUAUUUUCAACGUUUCAAACAAACUACUCCAUUGAAGAAAGUAGCCACGCUUGAGAAUAAAAAUCUUCUUAAAUGGGAGUUGACUUCAGCGGUUUGCUUGACAAGGCUACCGUUGGUGUCUCCAUAUUUGAGUCAGCUCGAACAAAAUUACAUGAAGCUUCUCGAGAAUCAAGAAUUUGAGAAGAGUGUAUAUUGUGACUGGGAAGUUGAGAAGUUGCGGCAGAAUGAAAUUAUAAGAGCUGUUGAGUCAGGAGAUGCAGAGAACGAUGCUGUUGAUUUUCAAGUAACACAUGUGGACAUGGAAGAUGAAUAUGAGGCAAAGUUCAAAGAAUUCCUGAAAAAUGAACCCAUGCCAGAUAUCGAUGAUGAUGAUAGAACAAAUCCUAACAGAAAAAUUCGGGAUUCAAUCACCUAUGUUGUGAAGAAGAAGCUCGGAAACCAUGGAUUAUGGGUACUUCCGUCAGCUCCAGUUGACGAUAAGGAAACAAUGAGACAGUGUGCUGAACGAUCAUUGUCGUUACAUUCACUCGGUCAUUACAAAGGAACUAUUCUAUCAAAUGCUCCUUCUGGAUAUUUUAAAUAUAAAUUUCCUAAGGAAGUUCGAUUGAAGAAUUGUGGUAUUGGGGCAAAAGUCUUCAUAUAUUCAGCAUUACUAAAGGACACAAAUAUCUUCAAUUCUAAGCAAUUGGAGCAUGUUAUGGCAGGUUCACAAGAAGAAGAUUGUGAAAUUUUAGACUAUGCGUGGGUAACAAAAGAAGAACUUUCGAAGCUUAUGAAACCCAAAUAUUUUGAGGCAGUCAGCAAACUGCUGUCAUAGCAUUUAUCUUUCAAACAGCAACGGUUAUGGUGCUAUUGUGUUGUGACUUUGCUGUGCCUGUAUACAUUCUUUUUUACCAUUUUUUUAAAAUAAAAUCUUUUCUUCCGACCGGUUAA